Molecule: messenger RNA, 2139 nt
Organism: Ascoidea rubescens DSM 1968
Lineage: Eukaryota; Fungi; Ascomycota; Saccharomycetes; Ascoideales; Ascoideaceae
Gene: SST2
Product: GTPase-activating protein SST2
Exons: 3
Biological process (GO): intracellular signal transduction
Source: RefSeq, a predicted model, not a curated record
ACCCUCCAUGAGACAGUUUCUAGGAAAAUCCAUAGAACCAAGACUGGCAGAAUAUUCACGCAAGACCUCAAAAAUAUCUAUUCAAUACUUCUUCUUAAUUUAGAUUUAAGUGAGAAGCCCUCACAUAAUAAAAAUAAAAAUGGUUUGAGCUUAUCACAUAUAUUUAGUUUAAGGUCUUUUGGAAAACAGCAUCCUUAUUCCUUUUAUAUAAACGAUGCCAUUAACAGAAUGGGAAAUUUGUGCUUAGAUGUCAAUCUAUCUCCCAGUACGAGCACAUCAAUCUCUUAUCAAAUAAAACCAGAUUUGGCUUCAUCUUUAGUUCAAAUAUUCUUCAUCGCUAAACUUCUUCAUACUCCAUCUGAUAGAACUCGUUCUAAACCAAAGGAAAAUGUUGUUAUGCAGCCAACACCCAAAGGCGUGGCUAUUCUCUAUGCUUUCUGCAAACAACAUGGCAUUAAGAAUGACAGCUUGCCUCUUAUAAUCAAGUCAAAUUUUAACUCAAUGAACUUAACAAUAUUUGAUAGAAAUCAGUUUGAUGAUAGAAUAGUAUAUUCAGAUUACCUAAUUCAUUUAUUAUUUUUGAAACUUAUGGGGCCUUCUCCCAACAUAUGGAGUCCUCAAAAUGAUAGUGAUCCUAUUCCAAUUGAUAUAGUUGAUGAAUUAUCUAAUAGCCAAAAAAAUCAAGAUUUUAAUAAUAGUGGAUUUCUUAAACCAAGCAAAACUGAAAAUAAAAAAUACUCUAAUCAUAGUGCUUCAACCAAAUCUUCGAAGAUCUCUCCAUUUGCUCAUAAAUUUUUUACCAAUCCAGAAUCUGACUCUCAUGUUCAAUACUAUGUUUCCAGCAAGGGCGUUAGAUUAUAUUAUAAUUAUCGUUACUCAUCAAAUGAAUCAACUCCAGAUGUUAAAGAUAUAACAGUCCAAUAUUCGUUUAUUGGCAAAGCUGCCUGGCAAUGGCUAAUGGACUGCACAGAUAUAACUUCAAAAGAUCAGGCUGCUGAUAUCAUGAGCUUAUUUGUCAAGUUCAAUCUAAUAAAACCUGUGCUACACUAUCCUUCAACUGCUCCCCAAACUGGAUUUCAACUUUCAAAGACUGCUUUUUAUACAUUAACUGAGGAAGGCUGGGAAACAAUCAAGUGGGAUCGCUUGCUAAACAAAAAGCUUAGUAAUGAAACCAAAAUAAAAAGAAUUAUAUCGCUUCAAGAGAGAUUAUCUGAAUUAUCUAGAAAACCUUCUUUAUUAGUUUCAAACAGUAACGGAUCAAAUGGCUCAAAUGAAUCUAAUGAACCAUCUAUAAAUUCUAACAUCAUGGAACUUAAUCAGAAUCUUUCCUUGAAAAAAGUACUAAAGGAUCCAGGAUUGAGAUAUCUUUUCAGAAAACACUUGGAAAAAGAACUUUGUGUUGAAAAUUUCGACUCUUAUAAUGAGAUAAUGAAGUUCAACUCUGAAAUGAUGAAAUUAAAAAAGUAUCUCAAACAAAAGGAAGAAAUAAAAAAAACACUAAUUAAGGACAUGUCGACUAUGCUAUCAUCCAUGGGAAAAGAUAAUAAUUGCCCCAAAAAAUCAAGGUUGUCAGAAAGCAAUAGAAAUCGGUUGAUUAUCAGCAUAUCAAACGACUGUAUGACAUCUGCAUACAAUAUAUAUGGCACAUAUUUGACAAUUGGGGCUCCAUAUGAGCUAAAUAUAAAUCAUCUGUUAAAGCAAGAAAUCAAUAAAGUUAUGAUGCAUCCAACUUCUCCCAUCAAUCAAAAGACCCAUUCAGAGAUUCUUUCUGAAUUUGGUUCAUCUGGAUUAGAUCUUUCUAACAACAAUCGUAAUCUAACAAAUCUGAACCUAAGCAUUGAUAUUGCAAAGAUAAAUUUAAAUAGUGAAAAGACUCACUCAUUUCUCUCUGAUUCUGAUUCAAGUUUAGAUUCUGGAUCAGAAGACAACUUUUGUUCACUUAAUGGUCAAGGUUAUGACAAGGAAUCAACAUUAAUCGAAAGAGAAAUACCAUUAACACCCACCGAGGCCACUGUAAAAGAUAGUUUGUCUUUAUUGAACCAGAUAUAUCCUUUACUUAAUAAAGUAUCUUCACAUAUGUAUACUUUGAUGCAAAUUGAUUCUUUGCCCAAAUUCUUCAAAUCGAAUAUUUUUAACGAC